CUCACCAACGCCGAGAAGAGAGGCAAAAGAGAGAGGAGAGGGAGUGUACGUGUGUGAUAGGGAGGGAGACGAAGAUGAUGAUGAUGAUGAUAGGGGGAGAAGGCGGACAUCCUAGUGAUCCGACGGGCCAUGUUCCACCAUGGUCGUCGCCCUUCGAGGAUCCGACGGGUGGGAUCGGAUACCACCUUGGCGCCGCUGGUGGCGCGGAGUACGGCCUCGGGGAGUCCGCCCUCGCGGCGGCGCUGCAGAGGUAUUUGCCUUGCAACAUCGAUGAGCCGGGUGCGGAGGAGGAGGAGGUGGAUGAGCCGGACGCGGCCGUGGACGUGUACUCGUCGGACGAGUUCCGGAUGUACGAGUUCAAGGUGAGGCGGUGCGCGCGCGGCCGCUCCCACGACUGGACCGAGUGUCCUUUCGCGCACCCGGGGGAGAAGGCGCGUCGCCGGGACCCCCGUAAGUACCACUACUCCGGUGCGGCGUGCCCCGACUUCCGCAAGGGCGGCUGCAAGCGUGGCGACGCCUGUGAGUUCGCCCACGGGGUGUUCGAGUGCUGGCUCCACCCUGCGCGCUACCGAACUCAGCCCUGUAAGGACGGCACGGCCUGCCGCCGUCGCGUGUGCUUCUUCGCCCACACCCCCGACCAGCUUCGCGUCCUCCCGCAGCAGCAGCAGACGCCAACAAAAGCAGCGGCCGCGGUAGAGUCCUACGAUGGCUCGCCGUUGCGCCAUCAGGCGAUGGAGUCCUACCUUUCGAAGCAUAUCAUGUCUUCCUCGCCGACCUCGACGCUGAUAUCUCCGCCGAUAUCGCCGCCGUCGGACUCCCCGCCGAUGUCGCCGAGCACCGCGGCUAUUCGGCGAGCAUCAUGGCCGAUGCGUUCGUCACUGAACGAAGUAGUGGCCUCGCUGCGUCAGCUGCAGCUCAACAAGGUUAAGUCGGAUCUUAGUUCCUGGGGCUUACAGGUGGGUGGUGGCGCGUUCGGAUCCCCGAGAGGCAGCGGGGCCGGGUUCAGGGCCGGGUUUUGCAGUCUGCCAACGACUCCUACCACCGCAAGCGCGGCGGUGAGUGGUGGUGGAGUAGGGUGGUUUGACGGUAUGGAUAGUGGUUUCACCGAGGGCGAAGAGCCAGUGGAGAGGGUGGAAUCAGGGAGAGCUCUGAGGGCGAAGAUCUUUGAGAAGCUGAGCAAGGAAUGUGUUACGGAGAGGGCCAACGCCGCUGCGUCGACGCCGGCUCCCGACGUCGGGUGGGUAUCGGAGUUGGUGAUGUGAUGUGGGCAUUUCUGAUUGGAUGGAUGGAUGGAUGGAUGAAGGGAAAAUAAAAAGAAAAACGGAUUUACGAAAGGAAAUGCAUGGCGUUUGGGAGGUAAUUUUGUGGAAGACUGUAAAUAGUAAAGGUUAAAAGCCCGGCCUGAAGAAGGAAGAAAGAAGGGUAAUGUACAGUCUUUUAUGUACAUAGAACAUGGCGAGGGUUAAGUGUGGAUAGUGUGGAUCUGUUUUGGGGAUUUUGGCUGGAGAAGAGCGAGAGAGAUGAGAGAAGAAGAGGAAGGUGGAAGUGAUCUAAAGCUGCUGCCGUAUACAGCCCACCGUGGAUCUGUGAAAAUUCUGAUUUCGAAUAUCAAUCAUCUACCUCCUUUUUAAUAUUCUGUUUCCAAGCUUAUGAUUCCAAUGUGGAACAUGUAAUUAUCAUGGUAUCCCACCAAUCUCAGUAUUGUAAUAUAUGUCUAUGUUCAGCUAA
Musa acuminata AAA Group (dessert banana) is the source of this 1728-nucleotide messenger RNA. Its product is annotated as zinc finger CCCH domain-containing protein 2. The transcript has a single exon. Lineage: Eukaryota; Viridiplantae; Streptophyta; Magnoliopsida; Zingiberales; Musaceae. The record is from RefSeq and is a predicted model, not a curated record. Gene Ontology annotation, molecular function: metal ion binding. Bases 75 to 1262 code for a protein of 395 amino acids.